Molecule: messenger RNA, 560 nt
Organism: Hibiscus syriacus
Lineage: Eukaryota; Viridiplantae; Streptophyta; Magnoliopsida; Malvales; Malvaceae
Product: protein BUNDLE SHEATH DEFECTIVE 2, chloroplastic-like
Exons: 4
Coding region: 130-447 (105 amino acids)
Source: RefSeq, a predicted model, not a curated record
UCACCGACAGAGGCGGUACAAUCGCUUUCACCGGCAAUGGCGGCGAUAUCGUCAUUCUUUCACCGGCAGUAGCAACGACGGUAAGAAGAAUCUCCUGUAAGAAAUUAAAUAACUAAAGAGGUAAAAAAGAUGAUCCCAAAGCAAUUUCAUGUAUUGGGCAAAGGCGCUGCUAUAGUUUUUGGAGGAUUUCUGACUCUCAAUCUUGCUGCUACUGUUGCCAUUGGUGCAUUUCGCUCUGUAGCAGAAAGGAAACGGAAAAAAUCUGCCUUGCCUUGUGGGAUUUGUAAAGGGAAAGGAUUUUACUUAUGCAAGUUGUGCAAUGGAAAUGCUACAAUAAAUUGGUCACCUUUGUAUGAUCCUAUUCAUAUUAACCCUUGUGUUUGCCCUACUUGUGAUGGUAACAGGGUGCAGCGCUGCUUAAACUGUCUUGGCAAUGGUUAUAGUUGACUACUACUUGAUUUGUAAGAGUUUUAACUGUGAAUUUUUCAUCACUUUAUGUUUCUGUAUCCCAUUUUGUAAGUGAAUUUGUGGAUAUUUUAUGUUUCUGUGUCCCAUUUUGU